UUGAAGAAAAACGAGACGUCUACAAAAAACGCUUGUUCUUUCUUUUUUUCCACGAGUUCCCGCGAAAUCUCUUGGAGGUGUGUCGGGAUAUUCGCGCGUCUCGUUCAGUCUCGUUGCAAAUUAUUGACUUGAGGCUAUCUGGGAAUUUCUCGAAAGCUUAUUCCCAACCCAAAGGCUUCAUGGUGUGCAUCAUCAAUGGUCGCGACGCCAAUCGGUCGGUCUUACCGUAACUUUAAUCGCGAGUAUCACCUCUAAACGUUUCCGAGAGCGAGUGCUACUCACGACAGCGUCAACAUCAGGAAUACUUCACAGAGAUCUUUGCUCUGUUUCCCCAGUGAAAGUUUUUUUUCCCUAUUCAAGUGUCGUAAUACAAAAUGGCAUUGCCAGCGAAUUACAAGCAAGUCGCGAUGGCUACCUCGAACAUCGUAGCUUCCAACCAACGUAUGAGAGCAUCUGGUGGAAGUUCGAGCAGUUCAACAAAUAGUAAAGAUGCGCAGAGUCCAUUUAUACAAACUCCCCAUAGUCAUCCAGGAUUUACGCCCCAGAAAGUUGGAAAGAACACUAAUGCUGACUCUCGUAUGCCAAAACCACCCAAGCCACCAGAAAAACCUCUUAUGCCAUACAUGAGGUACAGCAGAAAGGUAUGGGAUCAGGUUAAAGCUCAGAAUCCUGAGUUAAAGCUAUGGGAGAUUGGUAAGAUUAUUGGGCAAAUGUGGAGAGAUUUGCCAGAGGAGGAUAAGACAGAGUUCAUUGAGGAAUACGAAGCUGAGAAGGUGGAAUAUGAAAAAAGUUUGAAAACUUAUCACAAUUCACCUGCAUAUCUAGCUUAUAUUGCAGCUAAAAAUCGUGGCAAAUCUGCAUUGUGUGCUGCACAACAAAAUAAUGAUGAUCGAGAGAGUCACGAACGUUCAUCAGGCAGUAGCAAAAGUCAAGCAGCUCAGGAUAGAAGAAUUGAUAUUUUACCAGCUGAAGAUGAUGAUGAUCAAGAUGAUGGAUAUUCUGUGAAACAUGUGGCUUAUUCACGUUAUACAAGAAAUCAUCGACUCAUUAAUGAGAUUUUUAGCGACACAGUUGUCCCUGAUGUUCGCUCUGUAGUCACCACUCAAAGAAUGCAAGUUUUACGUCGCCAAGUACAAUCCUUGACUAUGCAUCAGAAAAAACUUGAAGCCGAAUUGCAACAAAUUGAAGAGAAAUUUGAGGCAAAGAAACGUAAAUUCAUAGAAACUAGUGAAAUAUUUCAAGAAGAAUUGAAAAAGCAUUGUAAACCGGCGGUAGAUGAAGAAACUUUUAACAAAAUGGUAGAACGACAGUAUGAUGCUCUAAGACGAGAAAGACUAAAAGGGACAGAAGAGAAUCGUUCGGAUGGGCCAGCGUCUAGCGACUCUACUCCAAAUUCCACUCCAACUCCAACUCCUGCAUCACUUAAUGACGAAAGCCAACCUGAUAUCUCUGAUAAUGAUUCGAUCGAGAAGAAAUCUGGCAACGCUGAAAAACCUAAUGUUGAAAUGAAUAAGAAAAUGUCACCUCCAUAUACCGAGACUAAAAUCGAAGCACCAUCAGCAGUGCAACAAAAUAUCAAUCAACAACACCCUACUAACUCUGGAAUGUAUUGCAAUAACAUAAUUAAUCCGAUUCAACAACAUCCGCAUCAGCAACAAACGCAAACGCCUCCGAUGCAACAACAUCCGCCACCGCCACCGCCUCAACAUCAACCAACACCUCCUCAACAGCAUCAAUCUCAGCAACAUCAACCUCUCCCACCAAUACAGCAGCAUCAACCACCACCACAGCCACCUCAACAGCAUCAGCCGCCGCCACCACCACCCCAACAGCAUCAAGUACUUCCACAGCCACCACCGCAGCAACCGCAAUCUCAACAACAACCGCAACAACAGCAACAACCACCACAACCCCAACCGCAGUCACAACAGCCACAGGUAACGGUGAUGCCGCCUCAACCGACUACCACAGCCGCGGCAGCGGCUGCAGUCGCGGCAGUAGUUGCGAGUGCAAAUGCAACUGCAAAUUCGACUCCGCCAAAUAUGCCACCAGUGUCCACGCCCACUGUACCCAUUCAACAUAAUCCCCACCAACAAGGAAUGUUGCCAAAUCAUUCGAUGCCACCACAUCAGAGUGCGCAAGGAACUCAGAGCACGCAGAUUUUGCCACCGCAGGGACCACAUGCUCCGCAGAUGAUGCCACCUAAUCAAGCUUACGGUCAGCAGUAUCAGUCCGGACCAGGCCCACAACAACCGCAAAACGUUCCUUUAGCUCCGAGACCGCCGCAUCCCACUUAUAGCUAUUCUCAGCAACAAUCAUAUCAUCAACCUUAUCCACAAUAUACUCAUCCAUAUUAUCAUCAGCCGUAUUCACAGUAUCCCCAUCCGAUAAGUCGGCCACAUGGCCACGGUCCACAUAGUCCACACAGUCCGCAUUAUCAUCCGCAAUCACCUCAUACAGUUGCUCCUGAAAGUAAUAACGUUGGUGCCAACGUCGCAGGCACAACUGCCGUAGCUCCCACACCUGGACCCGAUACCAACAAUCCUCCGUAUUCUGCACCCGCAGGACACUGUGAAAAUGAACGUUCCGGUCCGCCAGAAAAUCAAGAGGGUCAGGUAGAUGCUAAAUCGGGAUCUGCUUAAAUAUUUUUUUUAUUUUACAAACGCUAUUCUAGAUUUCCGCGUUUACAUGAUAUA
Molecule: messenger RNA, 2696 nt
Organism: Atta colombica
Lineage: Eukaryota; Metazoa; Arthropoda; Insecta; Hymenoptera; Formicidae
Product: extensin-like
Exons: 10
Coding region: 375-2642 (755 amino acids)
Biological process (GO): negative regulation of DNA-templated transcription
Cellular component (GO): SWI/SNF complex
Molecular function (GO): nucleosomal DNA binding; nuclear receptor binding
Source: RefSeq, a predicted model, not a curated record